Tetrahymena thermophila SB210 is the source of this 675-nucleotide messenger RNA. RefSeq names its product RING-variant domain protein. Gene Ontology annotation, molecular function: zinc ion binding. Lineage: Eukaryota; Ciliophora; Oligohymenophorea; Hymenostomatida; Tetrahymenidae. The transcript is spliced from 2 exons. The record is from RefSeq and is a predicted model, not a curated record.
AUGAUUUUAGAAUUAUAAUUAUUAAAAAUAAAAAUAAAUAUCUACAAAUAAUUUUAAAUGGAAUCACCAAAAUAAACUUUAGAAAUAUCAAAGUAAUAAUAAUGCUAGGAUCUUGAAUCACAAAAAGCAUGCAGAAUUUGCUUGAAUGAGGAAACAAGUUAAGAUAAAUUUAUAGAUUAUUGUUAAUGUAAAGGAACUAUAAAAUAUGUUCAUGAAUUAUGCCUUAAAACUUAUGUGAUGUCUAAAAUUUCAGACUAGUAAGCUAAUUUAAAAGAUGUUGUUAAAAAUAAAUAAUAUUGCGAUAUAUGUAAAGCUGAGUUUUAAGUGAGUUGGAAAAAUUCAUAUCAGCUCAUUAACUGGAAAAAAUUACUAUAAAAUGAAACAGCAACAUUAUUAGUUAUAAUUGCAGGAUUUUUGAUUAUGAUAGGCUCUAUAAUUGUUAUGACAAGUACAAGAGAUAAAGUAGAAUAGAUAACAAAUGAUGAGAUCAAAAAUAUUGUUUCAGUUGUUAUUAUCAUCUUGUGUUGUGUUUCUAUUUUAUUUCUUUUAUCAUGCUAGACCUACAUUAUUUAUAAAUAUUUAAUAAUAAAAUCAAUUAAAAUAAAUAAAAUUGCAAAAAUAGAGCAAAAUAAUGAGUAAAAUAGACAUGUAAAUCAUUAAGCUAACAAGCAGUGA